GCCCGGAGCUGGUUUGACGGGAGGAGCGGCGGCGGAGGAUGGAGGCGGUGGUGUUCCUCUUCUCGCUCCUCGACUGUUGCGCGCUUAUCUUCCUCUCUGUCUACUUCAGAGUUUUUAAAAAGGAGUUUCUUCAGAAGCAUCCACAAAGUGGUUUUGGUUGCCCUCGGCAGUGGGAGAUCUGUGAGGGUGGCCUUGAACUUCUAAUCCACUAGUCUCCUGAGUGCUGGAAUUGCUUUCUGAAACAUAUAUAAUGCUUGGUUGUCAAACAGGAAGUCUGUGUGCUCCUGACAGACGGCUCAUUAGGUGGGUGAUACCAGAGGUGGUUGGCCACGCCCUAGUCACUGUGCUCAUGCUUGUUUCCUUGCACUGGUUCAUCUUCCUUCUCAACUUACCUGUUGCCACUUGGAAUAUAUAUAGGUUCAUUAUGGUGCCAAGUGGUAAUAUGGGAGUGUUUGAUCCAACAGAAAUACACAAUCGGGGGCAGUUAAAGUCACACAUGAAAGAAGCCAUGAUCAAGCUUGGUUUCUACCUGCUCUGUUUCUUCAUGUAUCUCUACAGUAUGAUUCUAGCUUUGAUAAAUGACUGAAGCUGGAGAAGUCGGGGUUGAAGCCAACCUACACUACACUGCACAACUGAGGAGCCAGAGACGACUUAAACCACCCUUAAAACCAUGACCAUAGCAGUAUAUAUUUUGGUCUUUGAACAAAAAAAAAAAAAAAAAAAACCUAUUUUUGCUGUAUUUUUACCACAUAAAGUAUUUACAAAAAAUGAAUUGAGUUUUUGUAGAUUUCUCGUUCAUGAAGGUGUUUCGUGUCCUUUGUGGCUGUUUGGUAGAGGUAGGAAUGUGUGCCAGUUUUGCAUGCCAAAGAGAUAAAGGACACACCUAAAAGAGCCCUUACUAAAUGAGCUGGGUUGUCUUGAAGUCUGAAAAGCCAGAGCAGAGAGCAAUACAAACCUGGAGAAAAGAAGAAAGUUAAUUACCCCUUCUUUAUAUUGUGGCAACUUCAUGUUAAUGUGGCUUAAGGAUUUUGAGGACUUUUCAGCUAAGCCUUUCAACAGAAAAUGACAUUUUAAAAUAUAUUUCUUUGCAGUAUUUAAAACCUUAUAAGGCAUGUGCCCAGGUACAAUGUAAUUCCUGCAUAUAAAGGAAAAAUAAAUUUUAAAAUCAAGAUUUUAUCAAGAGCUUUCAUUUUAAAGCUUAUAUCUACAUGAUUCCCUCCCCACCCUCUGACAUCAUAAUUGUUCCAUUUGUAUUUCAUCUCUAGUAAUAUGUUUUAAUGGGUUUGGAGAGGUGAUUUGGUAGAAGUCACUCAGAAUUAGGAAACUGGUUGGUCAUUGUUAGUGAAACAACCUGUGAGUGCUCACUUGGUGCAGAAUUAAUCUCACCUCCUUUUCUUCUGCCUGAUUGGGAAACCCAGUACAAGCCACUGCAUGCACACGGCAGUACCUAAGCCCUCUUUAAACUCUGGCUCAGGCAGAAGCAAUUAACUUCCUACUCUGUUUAUCAUAUCUUGCAGUGUAGCGUGAAUCUGGCAACUCUUCCUCAGUCCUAUUUGCACUUUAAUGUUGGUAUCUUAAGCACUGAUAUUUAAGAAAACAUGACUGUUAACUUUGGCAUGAUGAACCUUGGUGGCAAAACAGUGUGCGGUUUCCCAGAAGAUUAAAUGUUUAAAUGUUGCCUGUCUUACUGAGUGAGAAUUGGUAGAAGCAAGACAGCCAGGAAGUGAGAUUCCCUGUUAGAAUGAGAGAGGUGCUCUGUCUACACUGGACAAAAGGAUUUGGGAUGGCAUGCAAAAUAAAUUCGGAUCUUUGGGACUUUGAAAUCAUGGAAAUUCUCCCCCAACAGUAAUCUUGUGUUUCAGCCUGGGAACAGGCUAAGAAGCUGUAACAUUGUUACAGUUACUUUUGUGUUUACCUUUUUCUUACUUUUCUCCCUGAGAUACCUUCUGCUUAACAGCCCACCUGCCAUUGCCUGUCAGUGUUACUCAAGCUUCACAAGCAGAACUGUUGGAGAAUUCAUAGAACUGAGACAGGCUGUCGUACUUCAAGUGGCUCCAAGGUAGUGAAGGGCUUUGGGCUAAAAUGUUUCGUCUUCUCCAAGUAGUCUUCACCCAAACUGAAAGCAAUUAGUGGAGCACCCUUGGGCUGUCACUUGUCUGCCAGCACAAGCUGCCUAGUCUUUAAUAACCAAACUUUGUUCUCAAACACUAGUUACAGACAAAACCCUUUGUUUCUCAUAUUGCUUGUGUAUAUCAAAGCCAGGAAGGGGUUGGGAGAAUCAUUCCUCUGGAAUUUUUGGAGAGGGGUGUUU
Molecule: messenger RNA, 2311 nt
Organism: Alexandromys fortis (reed vole)
Lineage: Eukaryota; Metazoa; Chordata; Mammalia; Rodentia; Cricetidae
Gene: Cnih4
Product: cornichon family member 4
Exons: 6
Coding region: 251-586 (111 amino acids)
Biological process (GO): endoplasmic reticulum to Golgi vesicle-mediated transport
Cellular component (GO): endoplasmic reticulum membrane; COPII-coated ER to Golgi transport vesicle
Source: RefSeq, a predicted model, not a curated record